AUUGAAUUCUCCAAGUUGUCUGUAUAUGGAUCUUCACCUCCUCUGAGAUCCCCACAAAAAAAAAAAAAAAAGAGGAGAGAAGAGAAGAGAAGACGAAAUGAGAGAUUCUUGCAAAGUUUCAGUCGUUAUUCUUCUUCUGGUUCUCAUCAAUGGCGUAUUUGGCGAUAACCCUUACAGAUUCUUUACCUGGAAAGUGACUUAUGGCGACAUUUACCCUCUUGGCGUCAAACAGCAGGGGAUCUUGAUAAACGGGCAGUUUCCUGGGCCUCACAUUGACGCGGUGACUAAUGACAACUUGAUUAUCAGUGUUUACAACUACUUGAAAGAGCCUUUCCUCCUUUCUUGGAACGGGUUGCAGCAGAGGAAGAACUCAUGGCAUGACGGGGUAAUAGGGACGACAUGUCCAAUCCCACCUGGGAAAAACUUCACUUACAUCAUCCAAGUGAAGGACCAAAUCGGCAGCUACUUCUACUUCCCUUCUCUCGCCUUCCACAAAGCCGCUGGUGCCUUUGGAGCCAUCCGGGUCUGGAGCCGUCCUCGCAUUCCCGUCCCUUUCUCUCCCCCCGAUGGCGACUUCUGGAUUCUUUCUGGCGAUUGGUACAAGACUAACCACUAUGUUUUGAGACGCCUGUUGGAAGCUGGCCGGAAUCUGCCCUUCCCGGAUGGACUUCUCAUCAAUGGCCGCGGCUGGGGAGGCAACACAUUCACUGUGCAACCCGGCAAGACCUACAGAUUCAGAAUAUCUAACGUGGGACUGGCAACGUCGAUAAACUUCAGAAUCCAGGGUCACGCCAUGAAACUCGUCGAAGUGGAAGGCUCUCACACUGUUCAAAACGUUUACUCAUCUCUGGAUAUUCAUCUGGGCCAGUCCUAUUCUGUUCUCGUGACCACGAACCAGGCCCCUCAGGAUUAUUACAUCGUCGUCUCCUCGAGAUUCACACGUAAAGUCCUCACCACGACCGCCAUUCUCCAUUACAGUAACUCCAGAAGAGGAGUCUCUGGUCCUGUUCCUUCUGGACCCACCUUGAACAUAGCUUCUUCUCUCUUUCAGGCUCGAACAAUUCGGAGGAAUCUAACAGCGAGCGGACCUAGACCGAACCCGCAAGGUUCAUACCACUAUGGGAUGAUAAAACCGGGCCGUACCAUCAUGAUAUCGAAUUCAGCGCCUUACAUCAAUGGAAAACAGAAGUAUGCAGUGAACGGUGUAUCCUUUGUGGCUCCUGACACGCCAUUGAAGCUCGCUGAUUACUUCAAAAUCUCUGGAGUUUUCAACCUCGGAAGCAUCCCAACAAGUCCCUCUGGAGGAAAUAAUGCAGGCUCUCUCCAGACAUCAGUCAUGGCCGCAAACUUCAGGGAGUUCAUCGAGAUCGUGUUCCAGAACUGGGAGAACACUGUCCAGUCUUGGCACAUCGACGGUUACUCUUUCUUCGUCGUCGGGAUGGACGGAGGCCAAUGGACCACAGGAAGCCGAGCGAAGUACAAUCUCCAUGACGCUGUUGCUCGGUCCACCGUCCAGGUGUAUCCGAGGGCAUGGACAGCGAUAUACAUGGCGUUGGACAACGUGGGUAUGUGGAACAUAAGGUCGGAGAAUUGGGGAAGACAGUAUUUGGGACAACAGUUCUAUCUCAGGGUUUGGACUUCGUCCACUUCUUACCGGGACGAGUAUCCCAUCCCUAAGAACGCUCUUCUCUGCGGCCGAGCCAGUGGCCGACACACCCGCCCCUUCUAACCCUUCACGCCACGUGUCAUUUUUACAUGAUAUUCCAUUGUUAGUCGUUACCGUUGAUGAGGAAGAUGACAACAUUUUCUGUAAUCUGAGAGAGCUCCUCUCGAGCUUUGUUUCAGUUUGUAAUUUUAUGAAAUGAAAUUUCUUGGCUUCUUUAA
Molecule: messenger RNA, 1884 nt
Organism: Tarenaya hassleriana
Lineage: Eukaryota; Viridiplantae; Streptophyta; Magnoliopsida; Brassicales; Cleomaceae
Product: L-ascorbate oxidase homolog
Exons: 8
Coding region: 98-1729 (543 amino acids)
Molecular function (GO): oxidoreductase activity; copper ion binding
Source: RefSeq, a predicted model, not a curated record